CAGUGAUGCUUUUCCUGCAUUUCACCAGAAGAGGGUAGAGUUUGAAAAGCACUUGACGUCACCCUGGAAUUCCUAUUGUGCUUAAAAACAGCAAGGGGAAAACAAGAUCAACUUUCGCCUUGAUAUACUAGUAUCCCUUGCUUGAAGGAGACAGUGAGGAGUUCAGAAAAAAAGCCCUGCAUAUCAGAAGAAACCCAACAGAUUUCCCCCCUUGUGAAGCCAAAGCACAGCAACUGCUGCCUAUGGGACAUACAUCUCUCUCACAACUGGCUGUGAGUUCACUCUUCUUCUUCUUCUUCUUCAGGUAUAAGGCAUUUGUUGACAGGCAAGAUUCUCUGAUGACAGACCAAUGCCACUUCAGAAAAAAGGAAAAGCCCAAAACACUCUCCAGCACCGGGUGAGUUUCCUUAAGUGUAUCUUCUACUAUUUGUCUGAAUCUUUUGGAGCAAAAGCUGUUUUUCACACAACUGUGGUCUCGAACAGAAGCAGCUGGAGAACUUCUCUUUACUGCAGCUUGUUGCAUUCUUUGCAAGGUUUCGUAGCAUGCAGAUGUGCUGCUGUAACAUUUUCUAGCCUUGGUCAAAAACUGUGCUGUUCAGGUUUUGCUUACACACACCUCACUGUCUCAGAUUUCUUCCAAAACUACUUUGGUAUAUAUUUGUAGAGAAGACGAGACUGCAAUAACAUUUAAAAUGACAGAUGACAUCAGUUUUCAAGAGCUGGACAGUGAUGGGUCAGAAAGCAGUGAAGAAAUGGAAAUUAUCGUCAAUGUUGGCGGAGUGAGGCAGGUGUUGUAUGGAGAUCAUUUGAACCAGUAUCCAGAUACCAGACUAGCAAAGCUUAUAAACUGCUUGCCAGGAGGAUAUGACACUAUUUUCUCCCUUUGCGACGACUAUGAUCCUGGCAAAAGAGAGUUUUAUUUUGACAGAGACCCGGAUGCUUUUAAAUGCAUUAUUGAUUUCUACUAUUUUGGGGAGGUGCACAUGAAGAAAGGAAUAUGUCCCAUUUGCUUCAAGAAUGAAAUGGAAUUCUGGAAAGUGGACUUGAAAUACCUGGAUGACUGCUGCAAAACUCUGCUCAGUGAAAAGAAGGAGGAACUCGAAGAGAUCGCUCGUAGGGUCCAGUUGAUCUUGGAUGAUUUGGGCUUGGAUUCUAAUGAAAGCAGCUGGAAAAAGUGCCAAAAAUUUAUUUGGAAAUUUCUGGAGAAGCCAGAAUCUUCCUAUCCAGCUAGAGUAGUAGCAGUCGUGUCUUUUCUGCUUAUUCUUCUCUCAUCGGUAGUGAUGUGUGUGGGGACUAUCCCAGAACUGCAGGUGUUGGAUGAGGAGAGAAAACCGGUGGAGCACCCAGCUCUGGAUAAGAUUGAAACAGCUUGCAUCAUCUGGUUUACCCUUGAAUAUGUCCUUAGGCUCAUCUCUUCUCCAAACAAGUUGAACUUUGCUUUGUCUUUCAUGAACAUCAUUGACAUUUUUGCAAUACUUCCAUUCUACAUCAGCCUGAUAUUGACUCACUUGGGGACCAAAUUGAUGGAGUUAACCAAUGUGCAGCAAGCUAUCCAGGCACUGCGGAUCAUGAGGAUUGCAAGGAUUUUCAAACUGGCACGUCACUCAUCCGGUCUACAAACUCUGACCUAUGCACUUAAGAGGAGCUUCAAGGAACUGGGGCUUCUGCUGAUGUAUUUGGCUGUGGGGAUUUUUGUGUUUUCUGCUCUUGGUUACACAGUGGAGCAAAGUCACCCCGAAACACUCUUUAAGAGCAUCCCUCAGUCCUUUUGGUGGGCUAUCAUAACCAUGACCACCGUGGGUUAUGGGGACAUCUAUCCAAAGACAACACUGGGGAAGCUCAAUGCUGCCAUCAGUUUCCUGUGUGGGGUCAUAGCCAUUGCAUUGCCCAUCCAUCCCAUCAUUAAUAACUUUGUCAGAUAUUAUAACAAACAAAGGGUUUUGGAAACAGCGGCCAAACAUGAGCUGGAAUUGAUGGAGCUGUAUGCAGAUGAGAAGAAGAAGGGAAGUCACCAAGAUGAUGAAUUAGGUUGUCACUUGGACAAAGAAAAGGGUGAUUCCCAGUGGAGCAGCCGACCCAAAUUCUCCUACAGUGAUACCUUCCUUCACCUCCUUUUAGAUGAACAUCGCCACCCAAAUAGGCUUCAGAGCUGUAAGUAGACUGUAAGUUGAUUUCCAUUCAGCAGAUGGACAAUCUCAUAGAGAAGGAAGCAAAGGAACCUCCUCUUUCCCACUCACAAUUCCAUCUCAGUUUGGUAAGCUAAAACACAAAAAACAGUAUGUCCAAAUACGACAUAUCCAAUUUCUUUGUAAUCAUUUCGGAAGGGAGAACAACUGUGGCAACCAUGCUUGGUAAAUGUAUCAUGUGGUUGUGAAGCCUUGUAAAGUAAUUAAAUUGUGUACAAUAAUAAACAAAGAAUAGCAAAA
Messenger RNA from Anolis sagrei ordinatus, 2426 nucleotides. RefSeq names its product potassium voltage-gated channel modifier subfamily F member 1 (gene KCNF1). Gene Ontology annotation, cellular component: membrane; voltage-gated potassium channel complex. Lineage: Eukaryota; Metazoa; Chordata; Lepidosauria; Squamata; Anolidae. Gene Ontology annotation, biological process: potassium ion transmembrane transport; protein homooligomerization. Gene Ontology annotation, molecular function: voltage-gated potassium channel activity. The record is from RefSeq and is a predicted model, not a curated record.